Raphanus sativus (radish) is the source of this 1005-nucleotide messenger RNA. RefSeq lists its product as uncharacterized. Lineage: Eukaryota; Viridiplantae; Streptophyta; Magnoliopsida; Brassicales; Brassicaceae. Bases 61 to 873 code for a protein of 270 amino acids. Gene Ontology annotation, molecular function: oxidoreductase activity, acting on the CH-CH group of donors. Gene Ontology annotation, biological process: lipid metabolic process. The transcript is spliced from 2 exons. The record is from RefSeq and is a predicted model, not a curated record.
AGAGGACAUAAAACAUUCAAAACAGCAGAAACAGAUUCUUCUUGUUCUUCUUACAAAAAAAUGGAAAUGGCGAUGAGUUUUGUGUAUCCACCACCUCCGUCAAUGUUGCUCAACACUAUGAGCGUCGUGGGCUUAGCCGCUCUAGCGCAGAUAGGUUGGUCUGAAGUGAGAGGAAACCAUCUCAAAUACUCCAAAUUCGCAUCAUCAUCUACAUCAUCACCACAACCACAAAAGCACAGAUUCGGCACCUUCUCCAGCCGAAUCGGAAUGCUUUUGCUAUACACACCAGCCUUCCUAGCCGCCGCAGCUUCUUUCUUCGUCUUACCUUCCGAUGAUCUCAGGUUUCUCCUCAUCAAAUCCGCUCUCGCCCUCCAUUUCCUCAAAAGAAUCUUCGAGGUUCUGUGCAUCCACAAGUACAGCGGAGAGAUGGCUGUAGACUCAGCCUUCAUCAUAACCAGCAGCUACUUCUCAUCCACGGUGUUGAUGCUAUACAGCCAAAGCUUCACACUAGGACUAACCGAGCCGGCUUUCGAUACGAAACUCAUCGGGAUUGUCAUGUUCGUGGUGGGAAUCGUUGGGAAUCUGUAUCACCAUGUUCUGCUAGCUAAGCUAAGGAACGAGGAAGGCGGGAAGAAAGUGUACAAGAUACCAAAAGGUGGUCUGUUCGACACGAUCAUAUGCCCUCACUACCUGUUCGAGAUCAUUGUGUUUUGGAGCUUCUUUAUGGUUUCUCAGACCAUUUACUCGUUUUCUUUCGCCAUGGGAACCACUUUCUAUCUCGUUGGUCGGAGCUACGCUACUAGAAGAUGGUAUCUUUCCAAGUUUGAUGACUUCCCGAAGCAUGUCAAGGCUCUUAUUCCUUUUGUAUUCUAGACAUAUUUGUUGUAUGUUUGUUUCUAUUACAAAAUUCUUGUUGGUCUUUUGAUUAUUUUGUUGUCAAAUUUACAUUUUAUUCGUUCGUGAUUUAAAAUUUUAAAUGAAUAAAGGUUUACGAUUUUAAGACAA